Molecule: messenger RNA, 810 nt
Organism: Racocetra persica
Lineage: Eukaryota; Fungi; Glomeromycota; Glomeromycetes; Diversisporales; Gigasporaceae
Source: the annotation of a GenBank genome assembly
GAAUAUUUUCUGUAGAAAAUAAUGUUAGCCUUGUUGACAUUUUUAUUUCUGCUGACGAGAUUGAAUUACUUGAACUUUGUAAACAACUUAAGAAAUAUUUACUUAAUACUGAAUCGGCGUGGAAAUUUCCAAAAGAUUUUAUUACAAUAUGUCAACAUCAUGAUUCUGAUUUAUAUCAUGUUGCAUUUGAUCUUCUUCGUUUAGUUAAUACUCAAUAUAAAAAUAUUCUGCCAGAUCUUUCUGAUGAGAUUUUGCGUAUCCUGGAUUCUGGGCGUGAUCCUAGGCACGAUCUUUUACAAAAAAGAGUAUCUGCAUAUCCUUUUGAUUCUAACAUUAUUGAUGCCAAAGGCGCUGCAUUAAUAGCAAGCUGGAUUGAUAAAAAACGAGGAUUACCUUAUCAUUUUAAAGAUAUGCCUUUCGAAUUUGAGCUUAUUUAUCGUGCAAGUCAAGAAAAUUUCAGUAUUAAAAAGUUUCAUGUCAAUUGUGAUAAUAAGGGACCAACUGUUGUUGUAAUUAAGGUUCUAAAUUCAAAGGAAAUAAUUGGUGGAUAUAACCCGUUAGAUUGGCGUAGCAAAAAUUAUCAUGAUUAUAAAUAUAAAACGUCGGAAAGUUUUAUAUUUUCAUUACUUUCAUUUUCAAAUGGAGCAAUUCCUCAAUUAAGUCGUAUCUCUACCAAAGAUGAAGCAAUCGUUUGGUGUAAUAAUAAAGGACCGUGCUUUGGUUUACAAGAUUUGUGGAUAAAUUUUUACUCAGGAUCUGUUGUUGGUACAAGCAAACAGCAUUCUUACGAAAGUAGAAUUAUUGAUAAAG